CGUUUGCGUUGCCGAUGGCCGUGAAAAAACUGAAAAUUAUUACAAAAACCCGUAAAAAUCAAUCAGCUCAUAAAAAAAAUAUUGUGUUUAAUUCACAGAGAAUAAUUUUAAAAUGUGAUAAACGCCAUAAUCUACUCUUACAUAGCGUUUUUCCAGAAUGCUGAUACAUAUUGCAAUAAUUGCUCGAGUUAACUUGUUCAAUUAUUUUAUGUUAUAAUUCUGCGUGCUAAUUUUUAAUGUUAUGGCUCCUGUUAACAACGACAGACACCCAAGUCAUACAGGCACCAUACCGAAGACGAAGGCUCGAAACAAUUGCAAUGUACCGCAAGAAGCUGUGACUCCCACAAGAAGAGACAUGACGACCAAUUUAGUUUCGACAUCUUUGGAUUGGGUGCCAGUUUCGGAAUACAAUACAAGAUCAAAUUACAAUAAAUCUAGGAAACCAUCAAAUAAUGCUUCUGACCAUGAACUGACUGAUUUAGAUAAUUCAGUAACAUUUGAGAGUGGAUUUGGAAGAUUUGUACCUGUUAGACCACAACCUCGUGCUUUACCUUUAAACGUCCAGAACCGUGAAAAUAUUACCGGUGAUCACCACGACGACGCGACAGCCUCGUCGGUGACUGGGCACACAUUACACCCUUAUGCACAUCAAAUGCAAAAUGGUUUGAUUCCACAUUCUAACCAUGCAGCUGCAGCUGUUAUGAUUGUCAAUCCUACUACACCUAAUGCAGUUACUGGAAAUAUAUCUCAACCUUUCAACGCUUCAAAUCAAAAUAGAAACAACUUGUCAAGAAAUCUAAACCCAGCACGGAAUAACUUUGAAACUAAUAGUCUUGCUAGCAACAAUAACACUACUCCCCCAAUAUCUAAUUCUCGUUCAGGAACGAAAACUGUUAAUUUAAUGAAUAAUAUGUAUGACCAAGGACAAGGCAGCUUCAACAACCUGAAUGAGAGCAAUUCUCUUCAUAGAGAAUCCGCAAGAGCUCUAGGUGAAGCGAUAGUAGCAGCGUGCCCUGACGCGGCUGCCGUUGAACGUCGACUAGGACAAAUACGAGAGUACAUACGUGUGACGUCAUCUCUCGUUGAUACCAUGCGGAAUUCGGAGGAUGAAGCCUUUAUUGAACACACAAAAGAGGAAUAUGAUGAAUUAGUUGAAAUGGUUAUGCAAUUGAAAGAAAGUGAAAACAAAUUGGAAAAUAUACUGGUCCAGAAAAAACCAGAUAAUGAAGAGGUUCCUGCAUUAGAAGAAGAUAGUGGACCUUCUAUCCCAGAGGCUAGUGGAAAGGCAGAAGAAAAAGUUGAAACUGUGAUACCACAAGACAAAACCAAUGAUCUUAAAAAUAAUAAUGAUAAUAUUGUAAACAAUAACCUAAAGAAGGUUACAAAUAUUGAAAAUGAGCAAUUGAACAAAACAUUGCAAAAUGUAAAAACUAGUGAUGACACACUAAAUAAGUCCCCAAAGGCUGCCACUUCUGAUCAGAGUAAUGAUAAUAAACAACAGACAUCUGAAACCGAUUUGGAAAAAGUGGUUGAUUCUCACGAAAAUUCAGAGAACAUUCUUGAAAUAGUAGAAAUAGAAUCGAUACCUUACAAAGAACCUGAAAUUAAAAAAGAUGAUCAGCACUUGAAUGCAAUUUUACGAAAAAAUAUUUUGUCGUGUGUUGAAAAGGUGGCAUUGAUUGAAGAAAUGAAAAACAAAUGCAAAUCACCAACUAAGCAGCAGGAUCAGCAGGAUCUUGUAACAAGACCUGUUUCAGUCCAAAGCAAUGGCUCUAUGUACAGCGACAAUGAACUUUGGCAAAACGAAAUCAAAAGUAAAAUGGAAUUAUCGCAAAUACGCUUGACAGCAUUAAAACAACAACAAAAGAGGCUUUUGAAAUAUCAAGAAGAAGCGAAACAACAAUUAGAAGAUGAGCACAGAGACAGACAAUCACAAGAAAUACAGCCAUCAACAUCACAUGACAAUUUUGUUGGUUUGCAGAACCAGUCGUUUAGCGGUAAUUACCACAAUCCAAAUCGAAUGUACGCUGCCAAUCAAAUCGGUGUCGCCACAACGCUGCCUCAUUCGACUGAAGCGCUGCAUACCCAACAAAACAUGUCUGAAAACAUAGAGAACGACCACGGCCACUCCAUUCACAAUCACAAUCAGGACGAACGGUUUACACACCGUGACGCCAAUGUUGCCAGCAGUGAGGAGGCAGCAGGAGUUGGCCGCGACAGUGACGGCGAAGAGGACGAAGGCUUGCUCAGUGAGCGUGGCCGUAUGCUGCAAAUGAAGCUGAGAGAACUACAGAUGAAAAAACAGCACAUGGAGAAUUUGGUAACUGAAUUCCAGAAACUACAAAUGGCGACGUGCCUUGAAAGUUCUCACAAUAAUUACUCCAGUUCGGGAGAAGACAGCGGCGAUGAAGAGCCAUCACGCAAAUGUAAUAAAAGUGGGGGGAAUAUUAAAAAUGAAGAUCCUUUCAAAUUAAUGGAAAUAAAAGCCAUCAAGACUGCACUUCAAAAGACAAAAGACCUUAUGCGGUCAGUGGAGAAUUACGAGACAGAACAACAAAUGGCCGCGGCAGUGAACGAUGAGACGUUCUCAAUACCCGGCCAUUCAAACAUUCAUGAUAACAAAUCCGAAGGCGGUGGCAGCAUGGGCGGAUGGUCACACGAUGGAAGCGUUUGCCGCGUUCGCAACUCGUUACCUCCGCGACACAAGUACACUAACGAACACCAUUCGCAGCACCAGCAUCAACAACAUCAACAACUGCAGCAACAUCAACAACUGCAACAACAUCAACAUCAACAGCUGCAGCAACAUCAACAGCUGCAGCAACAUCAACAGCUUCAACAACAUCAACAUCAACAACACCAGCAACAUCAACAUCAACAGCACCAGAGUCACGAAGCUAACAUAGCUACUUUACAAGAACUUGCGCAAGAAUUGCGCAUGGAAACUGAAAAGAUCAUGGGCGAACGCGCUCGAAUCAAAGAUAUGGUCUCAAAUAAAGAAGUAGCUCGUAAACAGAAGAAAGUGAACGAGGAGGUCCGAGCGGGCCCGAGUGGCGUUCCUGGCCCGGCCGAGCGCCGCCAAAUGCAGCUGCGGGCUUUGCUCGCUGAUAAGCAAAGGGAGCUUGAGGCGCUGCUGAAUAAAGAGAAAGUAUUAUGUGCUGGACCAGAACAACAGAAGAUAAAGCCUGAUUCAAGAACUGGUUCUAUUGUGAACCAAUCCUACAAUAGUGAGCAAGAGGAGCCAGACUCCCGAUCUGAACAGAUUUUAAUGGAUUCCCAAAACUCAAGGGAAACUGAAAACUUCAGGAGUGGCGGCGGCGACAGUGCGCUUGGCGGCCGGUCUGGUACCUCGGCGCCCUCGCACGCUCCCAGUACUUACGCCAGCGAUAGCGAUACGGCUUCUAGAAAUAAAUCCAAUCAAAGGAACCGGACCCGUCGAAGGCAGCCCCUGGAACGACCAGUCGAGGAAAAUGCACCUCAGCCCAACAAUGUUAAUCAAAACGCUCGUCAUGAAGCGCGAGUGGACUCUUCAAAUGUCAACAUGGUUCAACCCACUGCACAGAACGUUGAAACCCCUGCGAAUAUGCCGUACUCACAUUUGCCACCACCACCUUGGAAUAGCUCUAAGAGUAAUCAGGAUAUGAGAACCAACCAGUUCACGCAAAACAGCCACUCGCAGACCAUGGACCGCCUGAUGGGGACUCCUCAAAUGUCGUUCCCGCCCUCUAUGCCGUUCAACAUGAUGAUGCCUUACGGCAUGGUGGGCGGCUGCGGUUGCGGCUGCGGCUUCUGGGGCGCGUGGUGCUGGCAGCAGCUCGUCAUGCAGCAGCGCGAGAUACACCAGCUCAGGGACCAGCUCAACCACUUGGAAGAGCGUUGGCGUGCCGAGACCGCAUCGCAUACUCUCAACAAUCAAGUGCCGCCUGGAAAUCGGGCCAACAACUAUUGGGAUAACUUCCGAAGCUACUCUCGUCAAAACCUCCUAUCGGCGAACAGCAAGACGAACGCGGACGGGCACCUGGGCGCGGGCGGGCCGCCGCAGCCGCAGCCGCUGGCCGAGCGCUCGCACAACACGCUCACGCGCGCCGCCUCCCGCACGCCGCCCGCCAAGCGCAACGACGCCGCCGACCCGCGCCGCCGCAACCUCGCGCCCGACGUGCUGCACGCGCACCGGCCGCCCGACCAGCCGCCCGCCGAGCCCUCCAACCCCUUCCGCAACCUCAACGUCGCCGACCCCGUCCCCGAGGUCGUCCAGGCGCACUCCAACAACCUCAACUCCGCGCCCGCCAAGCGCAAGUCCUCCUCCAAGCUGCCCGCCAAGAACUCCACCGACCGCCGCAACUGCACGCUCGACUACUCGCAGACCAGCAACGUCAACAUCGCGAGCACUUCGGAGACCCCCAACCCCAACCUGGCGUCGACGAGCCGCGACGCGCACGACAAGGCCACCUCGAAGCUGUUCGACCUGCUCCGCGAGAACGUCUACUCGGAGGUCACCGCGCUGAUCGGCGUGAACGAGUCUCAUCCGGACUUCCUGAUCCAGCUGUUCAGGGAGCUGCAGCUGAUCAGCUCGGACCCGCUGCGGCAGAGAGUUCUGCAGUCGAUCCGCGGCGUUCUCUCGCAGUACAGCUCGAUCCUGGAGAAUCAGAGCGGCGAGCCCGGCCCCGAGGAGAGCCGGCCCGAGGAGAUAUCGACCACUUCGGAGGAGGCCGCGAACUAUCCCGAGUGCAGUUCGACCACCCGAAACGUGGGCGCGAGCCCGAUUCAGAUCGACAACAAAAUCGUUCGGUUUCUGCUGACCAAAAGUGACGAAGUGUUCACGAUGGAAAUGAUAGAAUCUCUGGCGUCGCAGAUCCUGGUCGGCUCGCCGGACGGCCGACCCUCGCAGCGGUCGAAGAAGAGGCUCGUCGAGGCGCUCGCCAAGUACGAGGGCAUCCGGGUGUCGGACGUCUCGAACGACAUAAUCGAGAACCUGCCGUUUCUGGUUUCGGGGACCGACGAGGGCGACGAGUCGAGUCAGCUGGCGAGCGAGCGCUCCGAGUCGUCCAUAUUGCAGGACGUGGCCGGCUCCCUGAACCUGUUCAGCUCGAGCGACGGCCAGCUGCACCAGCUGAACGCGUGUCCCUACGACAUGUGGCCGGGCCACGUGCACAUGGACAUCGACGGCGGCGACGUGAACGACGCCAGCCCGCGCUCGAGCCAGGAGGGCAAGAUGGAUCUCCUCAACUGCUCGGAGAUGCACAACGGGGACCUGGCCGAGGCCGACCAGACGUGCCGCUCGGAGGGCGAGGCGCGCGACGACGCGGCCGAGGCGCUGCCCGACGUGGUGGACACCGAGGAGCCCACGCCCACUGAGGCGGAAGCGGAAUGGCUCGGGCUUGACCGUGUGCCAACAAGGCUGCACAUGGGUGAAUCGUCUGAAAAACAAAAAGGUGAUGUUAAUAUUCAGUUACAUGUAGGAGCAAACACCCAAACUUAGCCUUGGCUAAUAUACUGUUUGAGUGGCAACUGAAAAGCAAUAAUAAAAUUAUUAAUCUUCAUCACCAUCUGUAACAGACAAAGAAAAUAAAUAGAAAUUAAUAUUAUUCUUCCUCUUUUUUCCAGAUUAAAUCUCGAGAAGUUUGACGAAAUCCUGUUAGUUUUUAAAUUUAUUCCUGUGAAUUUUUAGUAUUGUAAUCCAUUAUUAUUUAAUUAUCUUAACAUUAUUUACAUGACGUCCUUCAUUUGUGUAAUAUUUAUUGGUAUAAAUAAAUAUAUUAUGUAAUUAAAAACUGUUGUUAAAAAUAAAAACUCUCCCAAUUCCUA
Ostrinia nubilalis (European corn borer) is the source of this 5805-nucleotide messenger RNA. Its product is annotated as pericentriolar material 1 protein-like. NCBI's taxonomy places the organism in Eukaryota, Metazoa, Arthropoda, Insecta, Lepidoptera, Crambidae. The transcript is spliced from 28 exons. The record is from RefSeq and is a predicted model, not a curated record. Gene Ontology annotation, cellular component: centriole; ciliary basal body; centriolar satellite. Gene Ontology annotation, biological process: cilium assembly; intraciliary transport involved in cilium assembly; microtubule anchoring at centrosome. Bases 242 to 5479 code for a protein of 1745 amino acids.